CAGUACCUCGGAGAGCGGCUGCGGGCAGGGCGCGCGGGAGCCGCCGCCGCCGCCGGUCGGGACCGCCGCCUCCCCCCGCUCUUCUGCCCCGCUGCGCUCCUCUCCUGCCCCUUCCCUCGCUCUUUCAGGAGCCCCCGGGGAGCUUUAGGAACCAGGCACCGGUGCACCGGUUCCCCUCAGCGCCGAGGGUGUCCGGUUCCCCUCCACACACACACACCGGGGCUCACGGCGACGGCACGAGGCUCGGUGACCGGGACGCGUGGGGAGGGCUGAAAGCGGAGCCCAUCACCUGGGGACCGGACAAGCGGUCGAGCCCGGGCGGCGGGGCUGGCUGAGGGGUUCUCUCCUAACCCGAGCGCCGUCCUGACGGAGCGGAGAGGCGCCUGGGGCGGGUGGGAGGUGAGGAAAGUGAGGGGUUCCCAUCCCCGGGGCGGGGAGAGAGGAGAGGGGAGAAAAUCGAGGGAGGCAGCGGCGGCUGGGGGUGGCAGGAGCCGCGGGAGGAGCUCAGUGGCGGGAGGAGAGAGAAUCCUCGCCUCCGAAACCCUGGAGGCACACAUCCCCCCGACAGAAAAGGGGUUGAGGGGGAAAGGAAAUUGAAUGUAGCCGAUUUUUUGUUAAAAUUAUCAAGUACCAAAGGCAAAUCUUAGGGAGAAAAAGGUAGAGAGAUGGAGCCUACUGUUUUGUAUGCCGGCUUGAUUUUUUUAUUUACUUUUCGCUUUUAACCACUGCUAAAUGUGGAUUUUGCCUGAGAACCCGGUGGCAGUGGUUCCCUUGUUCCUUGUUUGAACGUAAAACCUUAGUUCUGCUGCUCGUGGAAUUUUGUUUGUUGGUUUGGUUUUUUUUGUGUUUUUUGUUUUUUUGUUUUUUUUUUUUUUUUAAAGGAAAGGACCUUUUCCGGUCGCUUUUACGCCUGACAAAAUGAAGCCUUUGUGUUUUUCCAUCAAUUACACCUAAUAUUGACAUUCUGUUCGGUACAAGGGACUAAAGUGCUGCCUCACUCAGAGGACCAUUAAAGACUUUUCCUUCUGCUACAUGUAGCUGAACGUGCCACCACACAUCCUUUCUCCCCUCCCAAAUCUUCCCAAAGAUUUUUUUUUCCCCUUCCUCCCCCCCCCCAAAAUGAAGAAAUUUAAUUUUCGCAAAGUUUUGGAUGGUUUAACUGCCUCAUCCCCCGGUGGAAGCAGCAGCAGCAGCGGCAGUGGCGGUGGAAGCGGGGCUGGCGGUAGCUCCGCGCACCCAGGAGGGACUGCGGGAGCUGCAGGGACUCCCAGAGAGGAGGUCCAGGAGACGCUCACUUCAGAUUAUUUUCAGAUUUGUAAGACGGUUCGCCAUGGUUUUCCUUAUCUACCCACUGCCUUAGCUUUUGACCCAGUUCAGAAAAUUCUGGCAAUUGGAACAAGAACAGGAGCAAUACGAAUAUUGGGCAGGCCUGGUGUUGAUUGCUACUGCCAACAUGAAAGUGGUGCUGCGGUCCUGCAGCUCCAGUUCUUAAUCAAUGAGGGUGCUUUGGUCAGUGCAAGUGCAGAUGAUGCACUUCAUUUGUGGAAUCUCCGACAGAAACGACCAGCUAUCCUACAUUCUCUGAAAUUUAACAGAGAAAGGAUUACUUACUGUCACCUACCUUUCCAGAGUAAAUGGCUUUAUGUUGGAACAGAGAGGGGAAAUACACACAUUGUAAAUAUUGAGUCCUUCAUUCUUUCAGGAUAUGUUAUCAUGUGGAAUAAGGCAAUAGAACUAUCCACAAAGACUCACCCUGGGCCAGUUGUACAUUUAAGUGACAGCCCAAGAGAUGAGGGAAAACUACUGAUAGGCUAUGAAAAUGGGACUGUUGUAUUCUGGGACUUACGAUCUAAAAGAGCUGAUUUAAGAGCCUACUAUGAUGAGGCUAUUCAUUCUGUUGCUUGGCAUCAUGAAGGGAAACAGUUCAUGUGCAGUCACUCUGAUGGCAGCUUGACUCUAUGGAAUCUGAAAAGCCCUAACAGGCCAUUCCAGACCACGAUACCACAUGGAAAAAUUCAAAGAGAUGGAAAAAAAACUGAAUCUUGUAAACCAAUUCUUAAAGUAGAGUACAAGACUUGUAAAAACAGUGAACCAUUUGUGAUAUUUUCUGGUGGACUGUCAUAUGAUAAGGCUUGUCGAAGACCAAGUUUAACAAUCAUGCAUGGGAAAGCAAUUACAGUUCUUGAAAUGGAUCACCCUAUAGUUGAUUUUUUAACUCUGUGUGAAACGCCAUAUCCAAAUGAAUUUCAAGAACCCUAUGCUGUAGUUGUGCUUUUGGAAAAAGAUCUCAUUGUUGUUGACCUGACGCAAAGCAAUUUUCCAAUCUUUGAAAAUCCAUAUCCUAUUGACAUUCAUGAGUCACCUGUUACCUGCACAGAAUAUUUUGCGGACUGUCCUCCAGAUUUGAUUCCUGUACUCUAUUCUGUAGGAGCAAAACAUAAAAAGCAAGGAUGCAGCAAUAAGGAGUGGCCUAUCAGUGGUGGAGCAUGGAACCUUGGAGCUCAGACCUAUCCUGAAAUCAUUAUUACAGGCCAUGCAGAUGGAUCAGUAAAGUUUUGGGAUGCUUCUGCCAUUACCCUGCAGAUGUUGUACAAAUUAAAAACAUCAAAGGUCUUUGAAAAACAGAAACCAGGAGAAGGAAAAGCAACAGCUGAGAUUGUAGAAGAAGAUCCUUUCGCUGUUCAGAUGAUGUACUGGUGUCCUGAAAGCCGAAUUUUCUGUGUGGCAGGAGUUUCUGCAUAUGUGAUUGUUUACAGGUUCAGUAAACAUGAAGUAAAUACUGAAAUUGCAUCAUUAGAGGUACGACUUCAGUAUGAAGUAGAAGAUAUCAUUACUCCUGAACCGGAAAUAAUUCCUCCAUUUCCAGAUGCCUCCUCCCAGCUUCCUUCUUUAAAGAGCCUUUCAGGCAGUACCAACACUGUAGCAUGUGAAGGAACGAUGAAGGAUAGUAUCCCAUGUCUUAGCGUUAAGACGCGACCUGUGCGAAUGCCUCCUGGAUAUCAAGCAGAUCUGGUUAUUCAGUUGGUGUGGGUGGACGGUGAACCUCCACAACAGAUCACCAGUCUUGCUGUAAACUCUGCUUAUGGACUAGUGGCAUUUGGAAACUGCAAUGGUUUGGCCGUUGUGGACUUCAUGCAGAAGACAGUACUGCUGAGCAUGGGAACCCUUGACCUAUAUGGAUCAAGUGAUCCAUACCAGCGUCAACCACGUUCACCUCGCAAAAGCAAGCAGUUUGCUGCAGACAACUUUUGCAUGCGUGGCCUGUCUAACUUUUAUCCAGAUUUAACGAAACGGAUCCGUACUUCCUAUCAGAGCCUGACUGAACUCAGUGACAGUCCAGUUUCCCUGGAGCUAGAGCGUUGCAAGUCUCCCACUUCAGAUCAUGUGAAUGGUCACUGUACAAGUCCAACAUCCCAGAGCUGCAGUUCAGGAAAAAGGCUUUCUAGUGCAGACGUCUCAAAAGCAAAUCGCCGAGGGCCUGGGAGGCCCCCCUUCAGAAAAGCACAGUCUGCAGCCUGCAUGGAGAUUUCUCUCCCAGUCACAACAGAAGAAAAUAGGGAAAACUCUUUCAGCCGUUCCCGAAGCUCCAGCGUGUCCAGUAUCGACAAGGACUCAAAGGAGGCAAUCACUGCUUUGUACUUCAUGGAGUCCUUUGCCCGAAAGAAUGACUCUGCUGUCUCCCCAUGUCUCUGGGUUGGAACAGGCCUUGGUAUGGUCUUAAUCCUCUCCCUUAAUCUGCCUGCUAGUGACGACUUGCGGCAGUCAGAGCCAGUCAUGGUGUCGCCAAGUGGCACAGUUCUGACACUGAAAGGAGCCGUGCUGACCUUUGCUUGCUUGGACUGCAUGGGGACAUUGACGCAUCCACCAUAUGAAGUAUGGAGAGACCCACACAGUGCUGAUGAUGGUGAAAAAACAAGGAAAAGGAAACUUGUCAUGCAUUCCCCUUCCUCCUCCCAGGAUAUGGGUGAUCAUCAAUUUGCAGUCAUCUGUUCAGAAAAACAAGCCAAAGUCUUCUCAUUGCCUUCCCAAUCAUGUCUUUAUGUCCACAACAUCACCGAAACGUCCUUUUUAUUGCGAGCAGAUGUGGUCACCCUCUGUAACAGCGUCUGUCUGGCGUGCUUUUGUGCCAAUGGGCACAUCAUGACUCUGAGCUUGCCCAGCCUUCGCCCUCUGCUCGACAUGAACUAUUUGCCUGUGACAGACAUGAGGAUAGCACGGACCUUUUGUUUCAGUAACGAAGGGCAAGCUCUGUACCUCAGCUCUCCCACAGAGAUCCAACGUCUGACGUACAGCCAAGAGAUGUGUGACAAUCUGCAGGACAUGCUUGGAGAUUUGUUUACUCCUGUGGAAACGCCAGAAGCCCAAAACAGAGGCUUCCUCAAAGGACUUUUUGGAGGAAGUGGACAAGCUUUUGACAGAGAGGAACUUUUUGGUGAGGCCACGGCAGGAAAAGCCUCUCGGAGUCUCGCUCAGCACAUCCCUGGAUCAGGUGGAAUUGAAGGCGUGAGAGGAGCUGCAGGAGGAGUCAUUGGGGACUUGACUCGUGCACGCAUUGCCCUUGAUGAGAGAGGACAGAAACUGGGAGAACUGGAUGAAAAGACUGCCAGCAUGAUGGCGAGCGCUGAGGCAUUUUCCAAACAUGCACACGAGGUGAUGCUGAAAUACAAGGACAAAAAGUGGUACCAGUUCUAGACUUUCAAAGCAGCUGCUUGUGGCUUUAUUAAGAACACUGUUCAGGGAAGCAACACUCAUUCCCAAACCUACCAGUCACUGGCCAGAGACAGUUUUUUCUCCUAGAAGAUGUUUCCCUCCUAGUGUUAUUGGAUUCAUCAACGGUGGGAGUCAAGGAGAAACUUCACAGAUGAUAAGAUGGAAGCUGGAAUCCUGUGGGUCUUAUUUCUACUGCUGGCUUAUGCAGUAGCCAAUGUUUUUCCAAGAGGAACUCUACUAUCACUGUGGCAUGUAGUUUUUCAGAAGCUGUAGGUAUGAACUGCGGGGAGGGCAUCUGGUUAAAAAUAAUUCUGUACAAACUCGAAUGUUAAUGCACUUAUAAAACUUUGCAUGACUAAUUGACAUCUUAAAAAAAAAAAAAAUGAGAGAAAAAGAAAGCAUGUUGUGACCGAAGAAAAAUGGGAUUUAUUUCUAUUCUUAGCAAAAAAAAAGAAAAUACUUAAAUGGCAAAAACCUUUAUUUUCUAAAAGUGACAUUACAAAAAAACAGUACAUUUCAAGCAUGUUUGCUACCAUUCCCAACAUAAAAAUCAGUUGAGCUGCAUUAUCCUAUCUAUUUAUUUUCCUUGAAAAACCUUGCUUGAAAUGAGUGUUGUUUAACUCCCACCAGAAGAAUAAAUAACUUCAAACUCCUAUGCCCCAAAUUUACAAGUAGCUAGACAGGCAGUAUUUGAGAUGUCAUUAAAACAUGAGCAUAGAUGGUUUAUUUGCAAUUCAGAGCACAUUACACGUCAUCAUUUUGUGUUUUGAAAUGUGCUCUGAAUUCCUCCUGUUGCCCUUGAAGGGGUCCAUGGCACUUUUCAUCCCUGUGGUGUCUGCAUCACUUGGUUGCCUUAUUUCUCGGUAGCAGGAAUAGAAAAACAGCUUAGGAAAUUGCUCCUUCAUAUUAGGAAAGGCAAGAUGGGAAACCACAGGGCUACAAGUUGGAGAGGACUGUCGAGUUCUGCUCCCAGAAGCUGCUUAGCAGUUUGCACAGCAGUGGUUUUUCUGAAGCACCCAGCUGAAAUGAUGCCAAGGAAACCGCACGGUAACCCCGCUAAAGCUGGGGGAGAGGGAUCACAACAGCAACACUAAACAAUGGGCCAGGGGAAGAGCAUGAAAAACAAUGGUCAACAUAUGGCACUGAAUUGGCACAGAUAUAAAAUGACACCAUGGGCAGGCGAGUGGCAAGUGAUUUUUUUUUUGUUGUUUUGCUCACACUGCUAAAAGUAAUUUGCUUCUGCUUCAAAGUAGCUUCUUUGGUUUCCACAGUGAAGCAACCUGCAGCAGAGAAGAGAACAGUAAGCAGAACCUAUUACAUGACUACAGAAAUAAAGUCCCAAGUCAAGGAGUGUGCUGCAGUCACAGCAGCCAAUGAAAGUCUCACUGCCACUUAGGUCUACUGUUAGGUUAGAAAUUUUUCCAAGACUGGCUUGGAAACAAGGCACUGAAGGUUAUUUUCAUACACCUGAACGUAGUUUCAAAUUGGAAAAGGAAGGAGAGGAAAAGGUGGAAAAAGCAGCACUUAAAAAUUUUCUACAUGAGAGGAGUAGCAUCCUCUGUCCAUCCAAGGAGUCCUGACGGACACUGAU
This is a messenger RNA of Cuculus canorus (common cuckoo), 6301 nucleotides long. It is a transcript of the gene STXBP5L, whose product is annotated as syntaxin binding protein 5L. The record is from RefSeq and is a predicted model, not a curated record. Lineage: Eukaryota; Metazoa; Chordata; Aves; Cuculiformes; Cuculidae. Gene Ontology annotation, biological process: regulation of exocytosis; regulation of protein secretion. The coding region runs from base 1120 to 4692 and encodes 1190 amino acids. The transcript has 27 exons. Gene Ontology annotation, molecular function: syntaxin binding; GTPase activator activity; myosin II binding. Gene Ontology annotation, cellular component: plasma membrane; SNARE complex; cytoplasm.